AUGUCGAACUCGCCACUCUCCCCGUCGCCAGCUGGCUUUCCGCCAACAACAUUGACACCUUGCCCUACACCUCCUUCUUCCGUCUUCUCACGAUUGUCUCAGCCUAAAACGGUUGCCAAGCAGUUGGAAGAAGCAGCCGUUGGAGCUUUACCUCCCAACCCGACUAUUGAGGAUCUGCCCAAGAUUACCUGGAGGAACCGUCGCUUCGUCCAAGAGGAUUUGUUGGCUCGAAAAGGUGCAAAGGGCAGGAAGAGCUGGAUUAGGUCGCAUGGAACCUUCCUUGUCGAACUGAACUAUCAGGAUCUACCGAUAGGCCACGUCUGGUGCUGCGAUCGAUGUGAUAUGAGAGGCGCAGCGGAGUUCUUCUCGGUGCAAGCCACAUCUUCCGCAGCAGAUCAUCUGUGA
Messenger RNA from Fusarium poae, 405 nucleotides. RefSeq lists its product as uncharacterized. The transcript has a single exon. Lineage: Eukaryota; Fungi; Ascomycota; Sordariomycetes; Hypocreales; Nectriaceae. The record is from RefSeq and is a predicted model, not a curated record. Bases 1 to 405 code for a protein of 134 amino acids.